AUGGGGGAGAGCUGGCCCCGUACCGAGCUUAGUGGUGGCGUCACUGUAAACAAGUCGUGGAGAGUGAGAACCGCUUUCGCGUCGUGGGUUAUCUUCAUGACGCAGUUAACACAGUCAGCCGACGAGCGAGAGAGGGGGCGCUCCCCAGCAGGACAGGUGGAGGAAGGAGGCGAGACGGAACGGCGGGUCGUGUGGAAUUGCGUGGUGGAGCGAGUGCGUUCGGCGGCGGAGCCAGUGCUUGGCUGGUGGAGUGUACGUGGAUCAGGCGCGCGCGGCGGCGGCGGCGGCGGUGGUAGCGGUAGCGGCGGCGGCUGCAGCGGUAGCGGUAACGGCGGCGGCGGCUUCGGCGGCGGCAGCGGUGGGGGAGAGAGGAGAGCUGGCGAGAGGGCAGGGCGCGUGCGUGGGGCGGCAAGAGGCAGGCCGGGAAUGGGAAUGCUCGGCUGUGCAUUCCAGGUUCGGAUGUGGUAG
This is a messenger RNA of Penaeus indicus, 468 nucleotides long. Its product is annotated as single-stranded DNA-binding protein 2-like. NCBI's taxonomy places the organism in Eukaryota, Metazoa, Arthropoda, Malacostraca, Decapoda, Penaeidae. The transcript has 2 exons. The record is from RefSeq and is a predicted model, not a curated record. Bases 1 to 468 code for a protein of 155 amino acids.